AUGGAUCAUCGGAUUGUUGGACUUAGUCUAUUUAGUUUAUUAUUAAUACAGUUCUGUAGUGGCAAUAGUGAAGGUUUCAGUCUCAUUGAGACCGAAAUCGAGGACGUGCCACAUCAAAACUUGCAACAUCUACUCACCACACUGUUGGCAUCCGCUCGCAUAGAGCGCUGUUUUGUUAUCAUUACCGAUAGCACUUAUCAACAGCUCUACAAAAACGCCUACUAUUUCAUAAAUGUACCACCGAGCGAGGAUUUGUUGGCGCCCAACUACCAAAUGGUACGAGUCUUGAAACAAAUACGCAAACAGAAUUGUGAAUUUAUGCUCGUAACGCUCUUGAAUGGACUACAGGUGCAGCGCUUCUUGCGUUUUGUGGAGAAGAAUCGUUUGCUAAACUUACAACAACGCUUUGUGUUGCUCGAGGAUGCGCGGCUUAUGGUGGCCGAGAUGUGGUACAUAUGGAGUAAUAUGAUAUCAACUGUAUUCGUGAAGCCCAUAGAGAACCAAAGGUCAGGAUCGUAUUAAUUGCUAAUAGUGUUACAACUUAACAAAUUGUAAUGAAAUAAUAGGUUCCUCUUGAGCACAAUUGCAUAUCCGGAAAUUUUGAACGGUGUAGUGGUCACAAAACGUCUAAUGUUUUGGGAGAAAGGAAAGCAAAUAAAAAUGAACCAAUUGUAUCAGGAUAGGACAUCGAAUAUGAAAGGCUUUUCCUUGCCCAUCGUUGUCUUCGAACAUGUUCCGAUGGUCAGACGUAGCGCAGAUAAUGCCAGUUUUAUUGGACUUGAGGUGGAGAUACUUAGGGCGCUUGGUGUCAAACUUAAUUUCAAACCCGCCUUCUAUGAAACCAACGAUGCUGCCUACGAGCAUUGGGGCAAAGAGUUACCGAAUGGCAGUUAUUCGGGCAUUCUAGGAGAUAUGGUAGGUUGGGUUAGGUUAGUCUGGAAGACCAAAAAGCCACACAUAGGCAAGUUUUGGAAAAAUAUAUGUAUAUGGUCUCAACCAGAUGGCUUUUCUUUUAUUCAGUCAUUGCCUAAUUCAUUCCAGGCCAAUCGGAAUGCUCGUAUCGCCAUCGGCAAUCUGCAUAUGUUUAAGCUCUAUGCUUCCGUUAUGGAUCUCUCUUGGCCGCAUAGUUUCGAGUGUUUGACCUUUUUAACACCAGAGUCCUCACAGGAUGACAGCUGGCGUACACUUAUACAGCCUUUCAGCGGCAGCAUGUGGGCCGGUGUUUUACUCUCACUCUUUAUUGUGGGUACAGUUUUCUAUGUGAUCUCUUGUCUGCAUGCCAUACUAUUGCAUCGACGAUCACGCCGUCCGCAACGCAUGUUGAGUUGGUCGGAAUGGCGUAGUAAGGUGCUCUUACGGCCACCUCGCAGUAUCGAUACGAAGCUAUUCCGAGAUGUGCAAUUUCGUCGUUAUCUGGGUCAAUUGAAAUCGCUGCCGCCGAAAAAUACCGACCUCUUCGAUGAUUAUUCCAAUUGUUUGCUACUCACCUAUAGCAUGUUGAUGUAUGUUUCGCUGCCACGUCUGCCGCGCACAUGGAGUUUACGCGUGCUUACCGGUUGGUAUUGGCUCUACUGCAUUUUGUUGACGGUCAUCUAUAGAGCAAGCUUAACAGCGAUACUUGCGAAUCCAACAGAGCGCAUCACCAUCGACACUUUGGAAGAACUGUCCGCGAGUUAUGUGACCAGCACCGCUUGGGUGCAUGAGAAUAAACAGUUUUUUGUCGAGGCGUUCGAUGAGACCGCUCAAGAGAUCGGACGUAAAAUGGAGAUAGUGGACAAUAUCGAGAGUGUGACCGAACGUAUUACCAAAGGUGAAUAUGCCUAUUUCGAUAAUGAAUAUUUUCUACGUUUUUUGCGUAUGAAAGGCGCUCAACGUCGCGAGGAACAACAAUUCACUGAAGUAGUAUUGCACAUAAUGCGUCAAUGUGUCAUACAAAUGCCCGUCGUCUUGGGGCUGGAGAAAAAUUCACCACUACAGCCGAACGUUAAUAAAUAUUUGAGGCGUCUAAGUGAAGGAGGACUCAUCAGCAAGUGGCUCAAAGAUUCCGUUGCCGAGUUACCCGCCGAGGAGCGUACCCCACAGGAGGCAGUAAUGGACUUACCAAAAAUAUGGAGCUCAUUUGUGGCGCUUGGUAUUGGUUAUUUGUUGGGUCUCCUAGCGAUAGCCGGUGAAUGGCUACACUAUGAAUAUGUGGUGCGAAAACAUCCACUUUACGAUGAGUAUAAUAGGAAUUUGUAUUACAAUUUCAAACGAAAAUUCUCAUGUUACUAAUUUGAGGUUAGAAACUAAAAUUUGAGGUUAUACAAAAACACUUGUUGUUUCAUAAUACUAUUUAAGUAAAUAGUUGACUAUUUAAUCUUUACAAGUACAUUCAUACAUAAUGACAUAGUGUACAUUUGUUGUUCAUAGACUCAAUUACAUUACACACAUUUACAACGAGCUACAGGAGGACCCGUUUACUGACACUUUUCUUCUUCUUCUUCAUCUUCUUCUU
This is a messenger RNA of Zeugodacus cucurbitae (melon fly), 2494 nucleotides long. RefSeq lists its product as uncharacterized. Gene Ontology annotation, molecular function: glutamate-gated receptor activity. NCBI's taxonomy places the organism in Eukaryota, Metazoa, Arthropoda, Insecta, Diptera, Tephritidae. Gene Ontology annotation, cellular component: membrane. The transcript is spliced from 8 exons. The record is from RefSeq and is a predicted model, not a curated record.